AUGUCUGAAGAAACAAUUUGCUACGAUAAGAAAACCACAGCGAGACGCCGUAGAAAUCACAAGAAAACACUCCCUUCUUCAGUUACUGCUCGUGAAUUAUUGGUGAUGAUAGAAAUACAAGAUGAUGGUAUAACGAGGAACGAGUCAAAGCCACUGCUAUCGAAAGCACUGGGAAACUGCAGCAUUAACACAGACAAGACGUAUUCAAGUCCAAAGAAGAAUUACUUGAUUGAUUCACAAAAUACUUAUAGCCCAAGUUCUGGACAACGCCGACCAUUUUCACAUGUUCCAAGCCUUAGUAAUAUCAAUGAUAACAAUGAAGACAUUGCUGCAAUUUAUCAUAGAUAUAAAUAUUACUCCAAAUUAACGGAAAAUCCACAGGAUGAAUCAUUUAAUAUACCAGAUCAUGUGCUACCAGUGUCAUUAUUGGUAUUUCCAGCUAUUCUUACAGAUCCAGCAUCGCAAAAAAAACAAAGCAGUAUAGUAACAAUCUUUUCAGUGUGGAACACCAUGAUGGGCAGUUCUUUACUGUGUAUGCCUUGGGCUAUUGGUGAAGCUGGUCUUGUUCUAGGCGUGUUUUUUUUAGUUUUUAUGGCAGUUUUGACAUGCUAUACUGCAUACAGGGUAAUACGAUCGCUAGACGGUGUUGAAAGAAAAGAUGACAAUGUGAUGGAAUUUUCUGAAGUAUGCAGUUACUAUUUUGGUAAAUGGGGUCUGUACAUAAGCACCGUAUUUUCUGUGUCUGCUUUGCUGGGCGGAGCUAUGGCAUACUGGGUUCUUAUGAGUAGUUUUCUUUACCAUGCAGUGAAAUACAUCUAUGAUGAAGUUAACAAUUUUAAUAUGUCUGUAGCGCUCAAUGUGACUGACAGUGCUAUCUGUCUACAUCCGCCAUCGAGUGAUCCUAACAUACCGAAUGUUAACCUUACUGUUACUGGAUUCAGCAAUCAUCUUCACCAUCAUCUACAUAAUACAACUGAAUCAGAAACAUUAUUUUUUGAAAUGUGGCAGCAAACAUUAACAGUUCCAUUCUUUUUAGUUUUGAUUUUAUUUCCUCUGAUAAAUUUUAAAUCACCAACAUUUUUUACGAAAUUCAAUUCAGUAGGUACUCUGUCUGUUAUGUAUAUCUUAGUUUUUGUGACAGUUAAGGCAGCUAAAUGGGGGUUGAAUAUUGAAUUUAAUGGAACUGAUCCCGUCAAAUCAGUGCCACUUUACAAUGCAAUGUUUCCAGCACUAACUGGAAUGUUAUCACUGAGUUACUUCCUUCAUAAUGGAAUUCUAUCUAUUAUGCACAAUCAACGACACCCAGAAAAUAAUGGUCGGGAUCUAAGUAUAGCGUAUGUUUUAGUGGCGAUUACAUAUACAUGGAUUGGUGUGGUAUUUUAUAUUACAUUUCCUCUUGAAAAGAACUGCAUUGAAUCAAAUUUAUUAGAUAAUUUUCCCAGUGCUGACAUAAUGGCUUUUGUUGGCAGACUUCUCUUGCUGUUCCAGUUAGUGACCAUCUACCCUCUGAUUCUUUAUAUUCUUCGAGUGCAAUUGCUUUGCCCUAUUUUUGGGACAUCCUGGCCUGGCGCUGUUGUAUCUGUGUGUGUUCUAUGUGCAAUAUUUCUGCCAGAGAUUGGCACUAUAAUCAGAUUUUCCGGUGCCUUUUCAGGGCUUGCAUAUAUUUUCACAUUGCCAUGUUUGGUUUAUCUUGCAUAUCUCUGGAAAGAAGGCCGCCUCACCUACACUGUCGUCUUAUUUCAUUCAUUCAUUAUUGCUCUCGGUGUUGCUAAUUUUGUAGGACAAUUUGCAAUAUUUGCAAUACACUGA
This is a messenger RNA of Saccoglossus kowalevskii, 1809 nucleotides long. RefSeq names its product neutral amino acid transporter 9-like. Gene Ontology annotation, biological process: amino acid transmembrane transport. Gene Ontology annotation, cellular component: lysosomal membrane. Gene Ontology annotation, molecular function: L-amino acid transmembrane transporter activity. The record is from RefSeq and is a predicted model, not a curated record. NCBI's taxonomy places the organism in Eukaryota, Metazoa, Hemichordata, Enteropneusta, Harrimaniidae.